Messenger RNA from Girardinichthys multiradiatus, 2437 nucleotides. Its product is annotated as Monoacylglycerol lipase ABHD12-like. Gene Ontology annotation, biological process: monoacylglycerol catabolic process; phosphatidylserine catabolic process. The record is from RefSeq and is a predicted model, not a curated record. Gene Ontology annotation, cellular component: endoplasmic reticulum membrane. NCBI's taxonomy places the organism in Eukaryota, Metazoa, Chordata, Actinopteri, Cyprinodontiformes, Goodeidae. The transcript has 13 exons. Bases 106 to 1167 code for a protein of 353 amino acids. Gene Ontology annotation, molecular function: phosphatidylcholine lysophospholipase A1 activity; monoacylglycerol lipase activity.
UCCUCUUUGAUAAAAGCAGGAGUGGGUCAAAGUGCACUGCAAGGCCAGACGGUUAAAAACACGCUGUAGGGAGUUUUAAUAAUGGAGGAUUACUAACAUCAAACGAUGAAGAGGAGAGCCGUGAAACACGAUGAUUCAUCCCCCGAUACGAAGGACAGGAGGGCGGCUAGCCCUGGGAAGAAGGAGGGGACUCAGUCCCGUCGGUGGUUAAAAAAGGGUUUACUGGCUGCUGUUGCUGUCUGCAUUCUGGUGCCUGUCACAUAUAAAAUAAUCCCUGCAUUACUUCAGGACAUUAUUUACACAUACAGACUCAGUGUGCCGUUCUUUGUGGAUCUCAGCCAACCUGCUGAUUUGUCCCUCAAUCACACCAUCAACAUGUACCUAACAUCAGAGGAAGGAAUUUCCCUGGGUGUAUGGCAUACAGUUCCUGAAAGUCGAUGGAAAGAAGCUCAGGGGAAGGACCUGAUGUGGUACCAGAACACAUUAAAUGAUGGAAGUCCAAUCUUCAUAUAUCUGCACGGUAACACAGGAACAAGAGCAGCCCCACACAGGGUGGGAGUGGCAAAAUUACUGAGUGCACUGGGUUACCAUGUGGUGGUGCCUGACUACAGAGGUUUUGGAGACUCCACCGGAGAACCGACUGAAUCUGGGCUGACUACAGACGCCCUGUACGUGUACAACUGGGUCAAAGCACGCAGUGGGGACAGCCUGGUGGUCAUCUGGGGACACUCUCUUGGCACUGGGGUGACGUCUAACACUGCAGUCAAACUACUUGAGCAAGGUGUCGUCUUUGAUGGUGUGAUCCUGCAGGGGGCGUUUAGUGGCGUUCUACAUCCGAUACCGUUUAAUAUUUUCAUCUGGUAUUACUGGACAUUUCCAGGCAUUAAGAACUUGUUCAGUUUCCUAACGGAGGAAAAAAAGGUUGUCUUUCCCACAGAACAAAAUGUGAGGAAAAUGAAAAGUCCAAUAUUGUUCCUUCAUUCCGAGGAUGAUCACUUAGUCUCCAUUCAGACAGCUCGAGAGAUUUAUGAGUUUGCUGCAAAGGCCCAAAGUAAAGACAGAGUCAAGUUUGUGACAUUUGACGGUUCUCUGGGAUAUCUACACAACGGCUUAUAUCGGGAUCCAAAGCUGCCGGGCAUCAUAAGGGAGUUUGUGAAGUCGUUGUAGGAGCUCUGGGACCUUGGACAAAGAGUAACAUGAAUGUAAUGUGAAUCUAACGUAUUUUACAGAUCGAGCUCUUUCGCUGGGUCCAAAACGUCUAAGAUCAAUAAAACACAGCAAACUUUAAAAAGCCUUCGAACUCACACCAGAACACUACUGUGAUUUUCUCCUCAAAUGCUCACAUUUUGGAUCCAUCUUUUAGGUAGAAGCUGCUUUAGAUUCAUGUUUAAAUCUGGCUUUUGGUGUUAAAACACAGCAUCACAGAUACAAAUGCUGAUCCUUUUAUAGACAAAUGGGAUUAAAUGUAACCCUUCCACUAUAUGUUUUUGUGCAGGUGAUUUUUUUUUUUGUCUAUUUUGAAAACAUUUUUAUCUAAAUCAUACUCAAAAAAUGCACUUUUUGAAUUACUUGCAAUUCUUUUGCAAAAAUUUUUGCAAUUUUGAACAGUCAUUAAAUGUACUGGAAAAUCAGCCUAGCUUCCAUUUAUCUGCUAAAGAAAACAAAUCCCACAGCAUCAUGAUGCCAUUGCUGUGCUUCUCUGUAAGGAUGAUCUUUUCAGAUCAACUAGGAGUUUUAGGUUUCUGCUACAUAUAGAAUUUUAGAUUCAGGCCAAUAUGUUUAAUUUUUGUGUCAUCUGGCCAUACCACCUUCUCCCAUAUGCUUGUUUUGUUUCCUACUUGGCUUGAAGGAAACUGAAAACAUGACUUCUCAUGGCUUUCUUUCAAUAAGGGCUUUUUCUUCCCACUCAUUAAUAAACACCAGAUUUUGUGGCACAAUUGAGAGUUGUUCAUUAACAAAUUCUUCCACAUAAGCAGUGGAUCUCUGCAACUCCUCCAGAGUUACCAUUGGCCUCUUGACUGCUGCUCUGGUUAGUCCUCCGUCUACCACUGAUGGUGUACAACCAUGUUUUAAUAGUUUUAUUUAAUUUUUUUAUUGAAUCUCGCAUUGUGAGAUGUUCAAAGCCCUGCAUCUCCACAUCUUCCACAACUUUAUCCCUGCUGUGUUCCUUUGUCUCCAUGAUACCAUUUAUUCACUAAUGUUUUCUAAGGCCUUACCAGAACAGCUGGAUUUAUACUAUGGCUGGAAUAAUGACAGGUGGACUCUGGCAGUUGGUUGCAUUGCAUUUUACAUAGGGGUUCAGAGUAAAGGAGGAUGAACAUGCCACCCUAACUUGCUGAUUUUAUUUGUAAACUAUUUUAAAACCAUGGAUAUUUUUUUCUUCAACUUCACAUUAAUGGCCAGUCACAGAAAAUCCAAAUAAAAUGCUUUAAAGCUU